This is a messenger RNA of Aspergillus pseudotamarii, 750 nucleotides long. RefSeq lists its product as uncharacterized. The record is from RefSeq and is a predicted model, not a curated record. Lineage: Eukaryota; Fungi; Ascomycota; Eurotiomycetes; Eurotiales; Aspergillaceae. The transcript has a single exon. Bases 233 to 643 code for a protein of 136 amino acids.
AGAAUAAGCCUUGCCAACAGGAUUCCGAUAUUUAACGAAUGUCUUGGCUGUAGUUAUUUUGAAAUUGAACAAAGCUGAUAACCCUCACUUAUCGCCGAGAGCCCCAUCUGUUUGCCUUAUUGACUUUUUCAUCUUUACAUGAGUUGGGCUACUACAAGCCUGAGACAAAGAAUCGGUCACUAUCUGUACGAAGAAUAGCUAUCGCCUGGUGUAUCCUCUCCGAACGGAAGUGAUGUUCCAUCGCGGGGAGGACCAGCUCGCGGAGGAUCGAUUCGGGAACCAGACGAAACCGCACAAAUUCUGUCCUAACUGCGGGACAUCUGUUUUGAUAAACUUCAAGGAGUCCCCGUGUGAGCAAGAAAGAGAAAGGAUGUUAAUUAAUGGAGAUUGUUGUUUCAGAACCCGGCUUUGCCUUGCUUGGUACGCUUCUGUUGUCAGUGAGUGUACUUAUGGAGUUCUAAUGGAGUUCCAGAUCCACACGAUUCGAGGUAUUGAAGAUGUUUUGGACGAAUUAGACUAUCGGGCCGUGGACGGGAAGAAUAGACUUGGGACCUCCGUAUUCCAUAGGAGCGGAUGUUCGACCGUCACCAUGGCCAUCAUUGGCAUUGGGAUCCAUGGUUCAUUUGCAGGGGUCAAGUUCUGAGGAGUGAAACCUUGUAGGGAAAUUGCAUCACGAGGGCGAUGGGACUCUGAAGUGUAAUUGGCAGCUUCAACCUACGAGUGAGUCGUUAGUUUGGAACAGCUCACAAU